Messenger RNA from Megachile rotundata (alfalfa leafcutting bee), 1692 nucleotides. Its product is annotated as protein maelstrom homolog. The record is from RefSeq and is a predicted model, not a curated record. Gene Ontology annotation, molecular function: sequence-specific DNA binding. NCBI's taxonomy places the organism in Eukaryota, Metazoa, Arthropoda, Insecta, Hymenoptera, Megachilidae. Gene Ontology annotation, biological process: negative regulation of DNA-templated transcription; piRNA processing; male meiotic nuclear division. Gene Ontology annotation, cellular component: nucleus; P granule.
GCAGAAUCGGGUUAAUAGUAUUCAGAGAACCUAAGGCACAUUUUUGUUAGUUUGACGGAGAGCAUAGACGCGAAAGAUAGACGUUUGAAAACAGCAGAUUACAAUGUCGAAAAAGAACAAGGGGAAGAAUGCUUUCUACUUUUUCAUGCUUGAUUGGAAGAAGCGAGAAGAAGCUAGCGGACGGACGUUUCCCGAAGGUUUACGAGAUGUGCAACGGGAUCCAAAGUGUAGCGAAGAAUGGCAGAAUCUUUCUUCACAAGAAAAGGGAUAUUAUAAUAAGAGAGCAAAAGAUAGUAAGAUUGAAGCUCAAGUAUGCGUAAAGAAGAAAACAGCAAUUGGAGAAUGCAUAGAUGAAAUUAUAGAAGCUGAAAAAAAACAGGAAGAAUUUCGUCAAAGUAUGCUUCAGUACUUAAGCUCUGUAGUUGAUAUGGGAGUUAAACAUAAAUGUUUGGAUAAGUUAAAGUUUAUAAUGAUACAUGUAAAUUGGUUCUAUAGAAGAGAAAUGGGAAUCAAUAAAUACGAAUUUUGUCCUGCAGAAUUUGCAGUGGGAGAAUUUAGUUUGAAAGAUGGCAUUGAAAAUAUAUAUCACGAAAUUCUCAAUGUUAAGAUACCAUUAGGAUGGAAAAGAGAUGCAAUUGAAAUAAGUCAACAGACUCAUAGAAUACCUGUAGAGCUUCCAGAAGGACAAAGUAAUUUUUCGAUCGUCUACGAAAAAUUGUGUAGACUGUUGGAAAAUAAUAAAACUGGAGACAAAUUUCCUCCAUUAUAUACCCCGAAAGAUUUAGUACCUGCUGUAGAAUCGUUACUGACAAGAAUGGCCGACGCUGCCAACGCAUCGGCAAGCGACUUUACAAUUUAUUCGUUGGAAGCACUGUUUAGUAAAUUGAGAAAUGCUGCGGCUGAACAAGUGGAUGAUUGCAGCAUAUCUCUAGUACUUGCCGAACAUGAAUUUGCCAAAGAUACUUUUUCGUCCGUUCGUGAUCUCGAAUGUGACUUUCAUAAGAUUAUAGAUAGUUCAUCUCAAUAUUGUAGUAUGUCCAUAAUAAAGCGAUGGGGUUUCACGAUAUGCGAUUACUGCUGUGAGUAUCUUAAUAUACCAUUGAUCGAAGGAAGGAAUUGCCCCAUUUCGCAAACAGUUUUUUGCGACGAAGAUAGUGCAGAUCAAGAAGAUAUCAACGCUCGUUUGAAACUUUUAAACGUCGAUAAGCAGAUAGUCGAAAUGAAUGGGGUAACCGAGGAACAUAGAAGGAAAGUAUCCGAACGAAAUUUUGCGCAAGAACGACGACGACGCGAGCAAGAAACUGUGAACUUAACUAUUAUUGAUCACGGUAAACUUAAUUCUUCGUCAAGCAAUGCAGCUUUAAUUGGUCGUCCACUACGACUUCCUAAAACAACAGCGCAUGCUGUCAGCGGAAUGAUGGAAAAUUCUGAUUUGAAUGCCGCUGAUUUUCCACCAUUGGGAGGAAAGGGUAAAUCACCAAAGAGAGGAACGACAACUAUCAAGCUUCCAUUAGGAAGAGGGCGUGGAAGCGUCUUUUAAAUAUACAUAACAUGUAAAAUACAUACAGCAACUACUUUAUUUUGAUAUUUCUUCUGGUUUCUGUUAAAGUGAUUAUUACAUUUUAGACUUACAUAAGAUUACUUAUGUAUGAAAGUUUAUUUUAUAAAAGACAUGUCGUUACAAUUUUUUUU